ACAUAACGUUGCGUCGUUACUCGUUACUUACUGGUACUGGUUCAUUGAGUGUUUUUUUUAUAUUUAUGCAACAGCAGGUUGAAUUUUGUUCUAAUUGAAAUUACAUUAAAUUUAGACUAUUUUAUUAUAAAAUUGUGUUACAAUGCUGCCAGACUUUUUGUGUCGACCUCUUAUGUAAGUUUUAAAUCUAAAUAAUAUGUUUCUUCCUUAUUUUAAAACACCCAAUAAUAUUUUUUUGACUCCUAUUUUUUAAUUAAUCAUGUAUAAUUUUGGUAUUUUAUAUAUAUAUAUAUAUAUAUGUAGAUAUAUUGAUAAACUUUGUUUUCUUGAUUAGGUAGCUAUUAUUAGUAACUAUUAUUUAUUUACAGUAUGUUAUUUGGCAUAUUAUAUCCUGGUUAUAUGUCGUACAAAGUGCUCAAAACAAAGCGAUCAACCAAUUAUGUAAGUUCAAUUAUUUAAAUAAAUAAUAUUUAGUUAAUAAGGUUUUAUUUAGUCAUACUACAUUUAUAAUUAUGCACAUAUUUUAAUUAUUUUUUGUUGGUUCCAUUUAAAAUAUCUAUCAAAUUGGAUACCAUAUGUUUCAUCUAUGAAAAUGUAUUUAUUGGUGUGUACCUAUACAUUUAUAAAUACCAUUUUAUAAAUUUUAUUAUUAUAGAGCAGUAUAAUUAAAUAAUUAUUUAAUUUCUGUAAUUUAAAUCAAUGUAUUCAACUAAUUAUGGAGAUAACUAGUAAAAGAAAGGAAAAUUAUUAAUAAUAUUUAUUGAAAUUGAAAUACUGAAGUGUACCUACAUGAAAAAUAUUAAGAUAAAAUAAUGUUUAGAAUUAAUUAGUUGGUUUAGGUUAGAAAAAUAAAUGCAUUAUUUACGAACAAAAGGAAAUUCAAUACAUGCACAAUCACGAAACAUAAAUAAGUCUUCCAUUGUUAUAUUUAUUUUAUGUUGUGCAAUAUUUGCAAAAUUAAAAUUUAAUCAAAUAUUUUCUAAAAAUAUAAAAUAGAUAUCUACAUACAUGCAAUAAUACCCUUCUGUAAUUCUAAUAUAUUUGCAUACACCCAUAUGCAAUGUCCAAAUACAUGAUAUUUUAAGUACUUUUUUAUAAUACAAAUAUUUUUUUGUUAUUAAAUACUGUACUAAGUUGCUAUAUUAAUAUUAAAUAUUUGUGUAAUUCAGGGCAUAUGGCUAAUGUAUUGGAUAACAUUUUCCAUGUUUACUUCAGUAGAAACCAUAACAGACACAUUGAUUGCUCCUUGGUAAGUUAUUUUAAAAUAUUAAUAUAAAAAUCAAAUCAAUUUAAUAUUAUCAAAAGAUAUAUUUAAAAAUUUUAAUUUUAAUAUAGACAAACUUUCUAAAUACAUUUUAUUUUAUAGUAGUUUAUAUUAUUUAUAAUUAUUGCAGGUUGCCGUUUUAUAAUGAAUUGAAGCUUUUGUUUCUUUAUAUGACAUAUCCAACUUCGGACAGUUCCCUGACUUAUGUGUACAAAAAUAUUAUAAGUACUUUUAUUAAACGACAUGAAAAGGUGAGUUGUCAGAGUUAUGUAGUAUAUUAUGCUUUGUAAAAUACAUUUAAUAAUUAAUAUGCAAGAUUAAAAUAUUUGUGAGUUUUACUUAUUAAAAUUCAUAAAUAAUAUUUAAAACUAAAAUAACUUGUGUAAGAAUUAUAAGAAAAACCAUUAAUGUUGAUAAUUUAAAUUCAAAUUAUUGGUAUAUUAAUAUAAAUUAUUUUUAAAAGUAAAAAACGUUCUUUACGUCCAAAAAAAAUUCUUAAAUAAAUUGUUUUUUUUUUUUUUUUUGUGAUUUUACAGGACAUUGAUGCUCAAAUAAAUAGUUUUAAAAACGGUGGUUUACAAACAUUGAUGGGAACUGGAAAAAAAUUUACCAACAUUUUAUUGAACUAUGCUAUAAAAGCUUUUUUAGCAUAUGUAAGUUAAAAUAAUUAUUUAUCUUGUAAAAAUUAUUUACAAAACUAUUAUAAUAUUAUUUGUAACAUUUAUUAUUUAUUUGGUUUAAAAGGGAAUACAAAUAGGUCCAUUACAGAAUAUUAAACAGAGUAAUACUGUAACUUUGGUUGAAAGCAGUGAACCAGAUGGCAAUGUUAAUUGGGAUGAAUAUUUUGUUGACUCUGAAGAAUUUGAUUCUGAUUCUAGUUCUUCAAAAUCAGUAUCUUCUUUAGCUCACGAAGAACCGGAUUAUCAUUUUUCACACAUGUAUGGAAACAAUAAGACAAAAGAUGAUAAAUUAACAUAUGAUCCUCCAGCUUCUAAUACACGAAGAAGGAAAAAAGUUCCAUGAAAAAUAGAAAACUACAUUUAAAUUCAAAAUUGUUAUAUUAUAUUGAAGAAUUUUAUACAUUUAUUUUAAACAA
Molecule: messenger RNA, 2360 nt
Organism: Cinara cedri
Lineage: Eukaryota; Metazoa; Arthropoda; Insecta; Hemiptera; Aphididae
Source: the annotation of a GenBank genome assembly